AUGGCGGACAAGGAAUAUUCAGAAGAAGAAAGAGGAGAGCGGAUUAAAGCAGUUAUUGAAAAUAUUCGUACUCGUAGUAAAAAGCUGAAGAAGAAAGCUCUGGUGCCUGCAACUAAAAAAGUCAGUGAGCCAAAAGAAAAGGAAAAAAUGGAUGCUGCAGGACAGGAAAAGAGAAAACAGAAACCUAGCGGCCGUCAUACUAUGUACAAGCUACAUAUCGGAUGGCGCCAUUACUGUCAAGGUGACUUUAGACAAAUUACAUCAAGACGAGAUAGAUAUGACAUGGAUAUGCGAAUCGACAGCGAGGUUACUGAAAAUCUGAACAACACACACUUUGGCAUAACUGCUGAUUUGAAAGAUUGCGUUUCUAAUACAGCAGCUACAGAUUCUAGCCUAGACAUGGUUACACAAACGUUUAUUGAAACAAGUGAUUUGGGUGAAAAUGAUGGUAAAGGAUUUGUGGAUUCUGUGGAAACCAGACUGGACAAGGAUGAAAAUGAAAAUGAUAUUAAAGCUAAGCUUACUGGAAAAAACUCAAGAAAGAGUAUGGGUUCUUCUGAUAAUUUAGUUGCAGAGCAACCACCAGUUAAAAAAGGGUUUACACAGUUGGAUGCUAAUACUGACAACUUAAAUGUAAGGUUUGGAGACUUCAAAUUAUUGGAAAAAAUAGGGGAGGGUGGUUUUGGUGAGGUUUACAAAGGUGAAUAUUUGGGAACAGAUAUUGCAGUGAAGAAAGUUAAGAUAAAACGCAUGAAAGUUGUGAAACAGUCAGUGUUGCAAGAAGUUGUCACAAACAGUCAUCUUAGGCAUCCAAACAUUGUUCUACUGAUGGGUUACUCAAUCAAUACUGAUUGUCUCUAUCUUCUCACAGAGUUAAUUGCAGGUCCAAAUUUGGAUGAUGUGCUUUUUGCUGACAAUGAGUACGAAUUUACUGUGCCUCAAAAACAUGCAGUGGCAUUGCAAGUAUGUCAGGGUGUAGCAUAUUUACAUAAUCAUAAUCCAAUAGUUAUUCACAGAGACAUUAAGCCUGAAAACAUUUUGCUGACGAGAAAUUUGGAAACGGCAAAACUUUGUGACAUGGGAUUGUCUAAGGUGAAGGUAAUGAAUACCAUGACCAAAACAGUUGCAGAUCGCAGAGAGACACAGCCAGGAACUCCAGCUUAUCAAGCUCCAGAGAUUCUUCUGCAAGCUAGGAGAGGCAGAACACAAGCAGAUGUUUGGAGCCUCUGUUGUUCAUUAGUUGAGCUCUUUACUGCCAAAACCAUAUGGGACUUGACCAGUGAGGAUGAUGAAAAUGACGACUCUGUCCAGGUUAUAAUCCGGGCAAUGCAAAGAAAGGAUAUGCCACAUGGGUUAAGUAAUUUAGACAGGGAGCAUACCCUUUCAGUGCAGCUGAAGGCUGUUAUUCAGAAGGGCUUAUCAUACCAGAUUGAGGACAGACCGACAGCAUUAGACUUUGUAGUUGCGCUAAAACAUGAACUUUAA
Messenger RNA from Mya arenaria, 1485 nucleotides. RefSeq lists its product as uncharacterized. Bases 1 to 1485 code for a protein of 494 amino acids. NCBI's taxonomy places the organism in Eukaryota, Metazoa, Mollusca, Bivalvia, Myida, Myidae. Gene Ontology annotation, biological process: protein phosphorylation. The transcript has 5 exons. Gene Ontology annotation, molecular function: ATP binding; protein kinase activity. The record is from RefSeq and is a predicted model, not a curated record.